CCGGGGCCCGUCACGUCCGGGCGGCGGAGAUGCCGGUUAAAUUAAUUAUUUCUGCAACAGAGCUUCUUGCAGAAGGACCACCACACUGGUUUGCACUUAGGAAAAUAUGAAAAUAAUCAGGGAGCGUUGUUCUCUCUGAACUAAAAAAAAAAAAAAAUAAAAAAAAUAUCUGUGCCUUGCUGAGAACAGCUGCAGGAGUUGGACACUUGAAUCAAUGUUAUCGGAUGAGUUAGAAUCCAAACCUGAGAGUUGCAUUUCCUUCCCAGCAAGCCCAUAAUAAGAGUUGGCUGUUUACUCUCCAGAAGAAACAGACCUGCUGCUGGUUCAGUUUGUUCAAAAUACUUCCAUUCCACUGGGACAAGGACUGGUGGAAUCAGAACCAAAAGACAUCACCUGUCUUUCUCUGCUUCCUGUUACUGAGACCUCAGAAUGCAACAGACUCAUGUUGCCAGAUGAUGAAAGAGAUCUCACUUCUCCAAGUCACACUAAUUCUUCCAAAGAUGUUUCUUCAUCUGCUGUCUUGAGAAGUCUCCAGGUAAAUGUAGGCCCUGAUGGAGAGGAAACAAGGGCACAGAAUGUUCAGAAACCAUCUGAACUUCUGUCAACUCCAGAAACUUCUAGUUUAUUGCAAGACCUCCAGCCCAGCGACAGCACUUCAUUCAUUCUUCUCAACCUAACAAGAGCAGGGCUGGGGUCUCCCACAGAGCACUUGGUGUUUGUUCAAGAUGAAGCAGAAGAUUCUGGAAAUGAUUUUCUCUCUCAUGACAGCACAGACAGCAGUACCCCAUGGUUCCUACGAGUGCAAGAAUUGGCCCAUGACAGUUUAAUUGCUGCCACUCGGGCACAGCUCGCAAAGAAUGCCAAAGCAAGCAAUAAUGGUGAAAAUGUUCAUCUUUGCACAGGAGAUGGGCAGCCAAAAGAUUCAAGCCCCAUUCCUCAUUUAUCUCGUGUGGAAAGGAAGCUGAAGUGCACAGUUGAGGGCUGUGAUAGGACAUUUGUAUGGCCAGCUCACUUCAAGUAUCAUCUGAAAACACACCGGAACGACCGCUCCUUCACCUGCCCAGCAGAAGGUUGUGGAAAAAGUUUCUAUGUCUUGCAGAGGCUGAAGGUGCACAUGAGAACUCACAAUGGUGAAAAACCCUUUGUGUGCACAGAACUGGGCUGUGGCAAACAGUUCACAACAGCUGGAAAUCUGAAGAACCACCUACGAAUUCACACUGGGGAAAAACCCUUUCUGUGUCAGGCACAGGGAUGCGGUCGCUCCUUUGCUGAAUACUCCAGUCUUCGGAAACAUUUGGUUGUCCACUCAGGAGUGAAGCCCCAUCAGUGCCAAAUUUGUGGGAAGACAUUUUCCCAGAGUGGUAGCAGAAAUGUGCAUAUGAGGAAACACCACUCCCGAAUUGGAACAACUGGCAGCAGGGAGCGAGAACAGCCAGAGUCACUGAUGGGCAGCAGUUUGCUGGAAGAAUCGACAGUUCAUAGUAAGAAUCUCAUCUCCAUGAACUCUCAGCCCAGCCUUGGUGUUGAGUCUCUGCACCUGCCAGACACUGAGUCAAUUAUUGGAGUAGAAGAGGGCGAGACCAGCUGCUCUUUUUUCCGCCCUCUUAUAUGUGGUGACUGAGACGGGAUCGAUCAUUCCCCCUUGAGGCUCAUCAUAUUGCAGUGGGAUGAAUGAACAUUGCUUUAACUGUGCACAGAGGGGUGGGUAGAUAGUGGAUGAAUCCUAAAACUGGAGAUUGAGAAGAUCUGCUGGACCAAGUUUCUCUCUUGCAGAACUUAAAAGGUGAAGUCUGCUGCUUAGGUGUCACUUAGCCCAUGUUGUGGAACGCCAUUUCAAAACUGCUUAUGCAGUCCAUCUCCUAAAGCCUGAAGUGUUUGUUUUGCUGGAGCACCUAGGAGCCCCAGCUAAGGACCAGGACCUCAUUGUGCUAGGCACUGUUCAAAUAUUCAGUAUCUUGAGCAACAGGCCUUCCUUCCACCCUUUACCUUCAGAGACUAUAUUCUAAUACAUCUCACUGUCAGAAGCUGACUUACUAUAUGAAUAAAAUGUACUACUUGAUAUCA
Messenger RNA from Pseudopodoces humilis (Tibetan ground-tit), 2064 nucleotides. It is a transcript of the gene ZNF410, whose product is annotated as zinc finger protein 410. The record is from RefSeq and is a predicted model, not a curated record. Gene Ontology annotation, cellular component: nucleus. Gene Ontology annotation, molecular function: transcription coregulator activity. Lineage: Eukaryota; Metazoa; Chordata; Aves; Passeriformes; Paridae. Gene Ontology annotation, biological process: regulation of transcription by RNA polymerase II.